Messenger RNA from Rhipicephalus microplus (southern cattle tick), 1456 nucleotides. Its product is annotated as transmembrane protein 45B-like. The record is from RefSeq and is a predicted model, not a curated record. Lineage: Eukaryota; Metazoa; Arthropoda; Arachnida; Ixodida; Ixodidae.
CGAGGCUGUUAUUGAGCUGUGUUGAUGCGUGCUGUGUGAUGAGCAGAGCCGGCUGGAUCGUCGCAGAACCGUAUCGAAAGAAAGGAGUCAGCGAUGUCUACGACGGUCGCUGUCAACGUUGUCCACUGUUCCUGUGACCAGGUGUACCACACUGCACUACAGGAACCGAAGAAAUGCUCCAGAGUGCGAGCUAAGCUGUGAUUGGCUGUAAGGGUGCCUACGUUUCUCAGGACAAGUGAGAAGUAGCAGAGUUGCACACAGCCAGUACCAUGGGGACCUUCGCAGGACACGCCCUGCCCGGCACUUUCCUCUUCAUCCUGGGAACGUGGUGGGCCUAUGGCGCCUGGCGCAACUACGUCCGCAGCCGGGAACACAAGCGGCGGUACACGUGCCGAGCCUGGUACGAAAUUCCGUGCGCUACCCGGCGCAUCUGCUUCGAAGGCAUCGCCAAAAUCGUUACCUGUUCCAUCGGCGUCGCGGGCGAGGUGGCGACGGCAUUCAAGCACGGUCACUUCACCGAGAUGGGCAACGCCCAGCACGUCUCCAUGUACCUCUUCUACCUGCUCAGCGGACUCGUGGACGUCAUGACAAACUGCGGCUUUCCAUUCCCGCCUCACACAGACUACGUCACGCUCCUGCUUGCCGUCACUGUAGAGGGCCUUCUGUUCCACUUCCACCUGCACGGUAGGCCCCACCUGGACGUACUUGUCCACACGCUUCUAGUCUACACCGUGGCGGCCGAGGCGGCCUGUAUCAUCGCCGAGAUGUGCAGACCGCGGAGUGUUUUCGCGUCCCUAGGUCGUGCUUACUUUUGCCUCUUGCAGGCGACGUGGUUCUGGCAGGUCGGUUUUAUCCUGUACAGCCCUCUCCCGGCACAUCCGGCCUGGGAUGUCCACAGCCACAUGGACAUGAUGCUCGCGGCCAGCGUGUUCACAUGGCACAUGAUGGCUUUGCUGUUGUACAUAGGUGCCCUGGGAUUCGUAGCCUGGGCUGCGUACCGGAUGUGUGGCCGAUGCAGCGAUGAUGCUUCAGCGGUGGCGCAGGAAGCAGGCGACUCGGGGUACAAGCUGGUGUCCGGAUCAGAGCUUAAACUGUCGGGCCAAGAGGCAUGCGCUGGAGACGGUGGGCUGCUCAUUCACUCGGCACUCAGUGACUAUAGUGACGACGAUGCAUUCUACUCGUGAGCUGUUGUGCACGGGCUGAUAGAAAGAACAAGGAUGGUGGGAGGAGUCUAGAAGAAUGAUGUGUCAUCGGAGUCAAAGGCAGCAUACUUCAGUACGAAAAUCUCACUUCAUGACAAUUUAACAACAGAGAUGUGAAGUGACACCUAAAGUGAUAAAACAAUUUGUGAUCCAGAGCUUUUUAGGACUUAAUUUGUUUCUUUCUGUUUGUGUGUGCGCUGCUGCAAGUUGUAGUGAACGUUGCUCUGUUGAGUAAAGUAUUCAUCCACGGAGGU